Messenger RNA from Emericellopsis cladophorae, 1674 nucleotides. RefSeq lists its product as uncharacterized. Gene Ontology annotation, biological process: purine nucleotide biosynthetic process; purine nucleobase biosynthetic process. Bases 1 to 1674 code for a protein of 557 amino acids. The transcript has 7 exons. Lineage: Eukaryota; Fungi; Ascomycota; Sordariomycetes; Hypocreales; Bionectriaceae. Gene Ontology annotation, cellular component: cytoplasm. Gene Ontology annotation, molecular function: amidophosphoribosyltransferase activity. The record is from RefSeq and is a predicted model, not a curated record.
AUGUGUGGCGUCACGGCCCUGUUGUUGGGCGACACCUCGGCCAGCACGGCUGCCAUCGAUCUUCACAACAGUCUUUACUUCUUACAACAUCGAGGGCAAGACGCAGCGGGUAUCACAUCAAAUCAAGGAGGACGUCUGUACCAAUGUAAAGGAAACGGACUCGUCGCCAAAGUCUUCGACGAGGGCAAGCGGAUACAGAACCUGCCCGGGUCCUCCGCCAUUGCGCACCUGCGCUAUCCUACCGCUGGCACGUCGUCGGCAUCAGAAGCCCAGCCCUUUUACGUGAACAGCCCCUUUGGCUUGUCACUGGCGUGCAACGGCAACCUCGUCAACAACGAGGAGCUGCAAAAAUACCUCGACCUCGAGGCGCGCCGACACAUCAACACAGACUCGGACUCUGAGCUCUUGCUCAACGUCUUCGCCCACGCGCUCGGCGAGCUCGGCAAAGCGCGCGCCAACGUCGAGGAUGUCUUCAAAUCGCUCCAGGACGUCUACGCCCGCUGCAACGGCGCCUUUGCCUGCACCGCCCUCAUCGCCGGCUUUGGCAUCCUCGGCUUCCGGGACCAGAACGGCAUCCGCCCCCUGAUGAUUGGCGAACGGCCCUCGGAGACCAAGGCCGGCGCCAAGGACUACAUGAUGGCCUCCGAGUCCAUCGCGCUGCAGCAGCUCGGGUUCAAGAACAUCAGGGACAUUCUCCCCGGCGAGGCCGUCUUCAUCGAGAAGGGGGGGCAUCCUCAGUUCCGCCAGAUUGUGGAACCGGUGUCGUACACGCCGGAUCUCUUCGAGUUCGUCUACUUUGCCAGGCCCGACUCGACCAUUGACGGCAUCUCCGUCUACAAGAGUCGGCGCUUCAUGGGCUCCAAGCUGGCCAAGCGGAUGAAGGAGACCAUGAAGGACCUCGUGGACGAGAUUGACGUGGUCAUCCCCGUUCCCGAGACGAGCAACACGGCCGCCGUCGACAUGGCCACCGAGCUCGGCAAGCCGUGCUCCAACGCGUUUGUCAAGAACCGCUACGUCUUCCGCACCUUUAUCCUGCCCAACCAAAAGGCGCGCAUGAGCGGCGUCCGCCGCAAGCUGUCGCCCAUUCAGUCCGAGUUCAAGGGCAAGGUCGUCUGCCUGCUCGACGACUCCAUCGUCCGCGGCACCACCUCCAAGGAAAUUGUGCAGAUGGCCCGCGAGGCCGGCGCCACAAAGGUCAUCUUCGCCUCGUGCUCACCCGCCGUCAAGCACCCGCAUGUCUACGGCAUCGACCUCGCCGACCCCAAGGAGCUCAUCGCCCACUCGCGCACCGACGACGAGAUCGCCCACCUCAUCGGCGCCGACCGCGUCAUCUAUCUUGACCUCGCCCAGUGCGUCGAGGCCUGCAUCGAGGCCCGCGUCGAGCCCGUCGUCGGCGGCAUGGAUAUAUCCGCCUUUGAGGUUGGCGUCUUCAACGGCCAGUACCGCACCGCCAUCCCGGACGGCUACUUUGACCACCUGAGCUGUCUGCACGGUAAGAAGAAGAUCAAGAAGCUGCAGGAGGAAGGGGUGGGCGGCGGCAGCGACGCGCAGACACAACCCGUGGCCGCGGUCGUCAACGGUGGCCCCAUGAACGUGUCCGCGCCGCCGGAGACGCACAAGACGCCAGGGGAGAAGAGCGACAUUAGCUUGCAUAAUUUUGGAGAUGAGAAGUAG